AUGAAUAGGGAGAGGAAGUACUUUUGGGACAUUCACAACAACAACAACAAUGAUGCAAGUGUGGCUCGUCAUUCCUCCAUUGCUCUUCUACAAGAGAGGUUUAGGCAACUCCAGAGAGUGAAGGAAAUGAGACAAGAGAGAGAGCUCAGAAAGUUAAUGCUAACUACUGAGUCUAUGAACAAUAAUAAACACUUAUUAUUCAGUCCCAAUAAUCAUAAUAAUCACAGUUAUGUAUCUGCAGCAGCAACAACAAGUAGUAGAACAAGAUCAUCAUCAUCAAGGUCAUCUUCAUCACCAUCCCCACCACCCCAUGUUUCUCUUUCUCUUUGGCCAACUUCACAGGAAGAGCAGGAUCAUCAUCAGGACCACAGAAGAAGCUUCCAGAAGAACUAUACAUCUCAUGCAGAGCCAUGGAAGAAUAACAACAACAACAAUAAUACUAAUAAUGACGAUUUGUAUGAUUGGGACUCUUGUGCUUCUGGUGAUUCUGGUGUUGACACUUCUCUUCAUCUCUAAAACUAUAUAUUAUAUAUGAUGAUGAUGAUGAUGGGUCACAUAAAAUGUACACCUAGUACAAUCUAUAAUGUGACACAUUACACAUUCCAUAUAUAUAUGGUGGGUUCGUUGGCACA
Molecule: messenger RNA, 632 nt
Organism: Arachis duranensis
Lineage: Eukaryota; Viridiplantae; Streptophyta; Magnoliopsida; Fabales; Fabaceae
Exons: 2
Coding region: 1-516 (171 amino acids)
Source: RefSeq, a predicted model, not a curated record